GCGCGCACUUACCACCGAGGCGCGCAUGCACAGCUGUCAGCACCAAGGACAGCAGCCGCUCAGCCCGGAGCAACCAGCCAGCGACGCAUCGGUGUGAUAGGUCCGCACAGAGCGCAGGGAAGAGCGGACAGAGGAAGCGAUACACACCCCGGAGAGAAAGCCGCCUGGAAGCCUGGAGAAUGCUCUAACUCUAAUUUCAAAACCACAGGGAGGUGUGAGCGAUUCUGCAGAGGAAAGCAAAAAAAAGGUGGACAAUGCGGUUUGGACGUCCCUUGUUGACAGCCUGCCCCUAAUAUGAUUAUGCACAUUCCUCCGCAUUGCACAUAAAUCCGCCUAUUUUUUCACUCUUCUCCUACCUCUUUUGGCCUCCCUCCCUCGCUCACACCGCCCACCUGGAUCGUGUCUGCAGUCGUGCAUUCAACUGGCUUGAGCCGUGCCGCUGUCCAGAAGCUGGUCGAGCCGACCCGCCACCGGGGAGAAAAGCGACCGGGCUGCACUGUGCUGUUUGGUGGUCCACACGAUGCGUCUGUUUCUGCUGGCGGUGCUUCUCUCGUGCUCCUGCGCGCGGGCCGGCUGCGAGCCGAAGAUCGUGAACAUCGGGGCCGUCCUGAGCCAGAAGAGAUACGAGCAGGUCUUCAAAGAUGCCGUGACCCAGGCCAACCAGGUCUACGGCAGGGACAAAUUCAAGCUGACCGCCAUCUCCGUAACGCAUAAACCCAACGCGAUCCAGAUGGCUCUCUCCGUCUGCGAGGACCUCAUCUCCAGUCAGGUCUAUGCUAUCCUGGUGAGUCACCCUCCCCAGUCCAAUGACCACCUCACUCCAACGCCUGUCUCCUACACUGCAGGCUUCUACCGCAUCCCCGUGGUCGGGCUCACCACCCGCAUGUCCAUCUACUCAGACAAGAGUAUCCACCUGUCCUUUCUGCGGACAGUCCCUCCGUACUCUCACCAGGCGCAUGUGUGGUUCGACCUGAUGCGCGAGUUCAACUGGAACCACAUCAUCCUGAUAGUGAGUGACGACCAUGAGGGGCGGGCUGCUCAAAAGAGGCUCGAGACCCUCUUGGAGGAGAGAGAAACAAAGAAUAAAAAAAGGAACUAUGAAAACCUCGACCAACUGUCCUAUGACAACAAGCGAGGACCUAAGGCAGAGAAAGUCCUCCAGUUCAGCCAGGAGACUAACUUAACUGCCCUGCUGCUGGAGGCGAAAGAGCUGGAGGCCCGAGUCAUCAUUCUGUCCGCCAGUGAGGAAGACGCUGCUGCAGUGUACAAGGCUGCCCGCUUCCUCAACAUGACAGGCUCGGGCUACGUGUGGCUGGUGGGCGAGCGGGAGAUGUCGGGUAAAGCCCUGAGCGAGGCGCCAGACGGUCUGAUCGGCCUCCAGCUCAUCAACGGGAAGAAUGAGUCAGCCCAUAUCAAUGACGCAGUGGCUGUGGUGGCUCAGUCCAUCCAGGAGCUCUUUGAGAAGGAAAACAUUACCGAACCCCCAAGGGGAUGUGUGGGGAACACCAACAUUUGGAAGACGGGGCCCCUUUUUAAACGGGUGUUGAUGUCAUCUAAAUACCCAGAGGGCCUCACAGGUCGUGUGGAGUUCAACGACGACGGCGACAGGAAGUACGCCCACUACAGUAUACUCAACUACCAGAAGACUCGACUCAUUCAAGUUGGCAUAUACAAUGGAACACAGGUGGUAAUGAACAAUCAGCGGAAGAUCAUCUGGCCCGGAGGAGAGACUGAGAAACCGCAGGGCUUCCAGAUGUCCACUCGAUUAAAGAUAGUGACGAUACACCAGGAGCCAUUUGUGUAUGUGAAACCCACUCUGCCGGAUGGAACGUGCAAGGAGGAAAUGACAUUAAAUGGAGUCUUAAUUAAAAAGGUUAUCUGCACUGGGCCCAAUGAGACCAUCCCAGGUCGCCCAAUUGUACCCCAGUGUUGUUAUGGAUUCUGUAUUGAUCUCCUGAUCAAGCUGGCUAUGACGAUGAACUUUACCUAUGAAGUGCAUCUGGUGGCUGAUGGGAAAUUUGGGACUCAGGAGAGGGUGAACAACAGUAACAAGAAAGAGUGGAAUGGCAUGAUGGGAGAGCUCCUGGGGGGCCUGGCUGACAUGAUUGUAGCCCCGCUGACUAUAAACAACGAACGAGCCCAGUAUAUCGAGUUCUCCAAACCCUUUAAAUAUCAAGGCCUCACCAUCCUUGUUAAAAAGGAAAUUCCUCGCAGUACACUGGACUCGUUCAUGCAGCCGUUCCAAAGCACACUGUGGCUGCUGGUGGGUCUAUCGGUGCAUGUGGUGGCGGUGAUGCUUUACCUACUAGACCGGUUCAGCCCGUUUGGAAGAUUUAAAGUAAACAGUGAAGAAGAAGAAGAAGAUGCCCUCACCUUAUCAUCUGCCAUGUGGUUCUCCUGGGGAGUGUUGCUGAACUCUGGAAUUGGAGAAGGUGCGCCGCGUAGCUUCUCAGCGAGAAUCCUCGGUAUGGUGUGGGCUGGAUUUGCCAUGAUCAUUGUGGCUUCCUAUACUGCCAAUCUGGCUGCCUUCCUGGUGUUGGACCGGCCUGAGGAGCGCAUCACCGGCAUCAAUGACCCAAGGCUGAGAAACCCAUCAGACAAGUUCAUCUACGCCACGGUGAAGCAGAGCUCCGUGGACAUCUACUUCCGGCGGCAGGUGGAGCUUAGCACCAUGUACCGCCACAUGGAGAAGCACAACUAUGAGAGUGCCGCCGAGGCUAUCCAGGCCGUGCGUGACAACAAGCUGCAUGCUUUCAUCUGGGACUCUGCGGUGCUGGAGUUUGAAGCCUCGCAGAAGUGCGACCUGGUGACCACGGGAGAGCUGUUUUUCCGUUCGGGCUUUGGCAUAGGCAUGCGCAAGGACAGCCCCUGGAAACAGAAUGUGUCCCUGGCCAUUCUCAGUUCUCAUGAGAACGGCUUCAUGGAAGACCUAGAUAAAACCUGGGUGAGAUACCAGGAGUGUGACUCAAGGAGCAAUGCCCCAGCCACACUCACCUUUGAAAACAUGGCAGGGGUCUUCAUGCUGGUGGCUGGAGGCAUAGCAGCAGGGAUCUUCCUCAUCUUCAUCGAAAUCGCCUACAAGCGCCAUAAAGACGCCCGCAGGAAGCAGAUGCAGCUGGCCUUUGCGGCCGUCAAUGUUUGGAGGAAGAACCUGCAGGAGAGUAAGGAGGCCUCUGGAAGUCAAGCGGUGGCUGGGACCCCGUCAUUACCCUCUUCCUCUCUAGAGACUCAGGAUGAUAGGAAAAGUGGUAGAGCAGAGCCCGACCCCAAAAAGAAAGCCUCUUUUAGGUCCAUCAGUACCACCCUGGCCUCCAGCAUCAAGAGACGUAGGUCCUCCAAAGACACGCAGUACCCACCCACUGACAUCACGGGCCAACUCAACUUGUCUGACCCGUCUGUCAGCACUGUGGUGUAAAAAGGAGAGGAGGGAGACGCCGAGGUUUGCUCCCCAAGGAGAGAGGAAAGGAGACGAGAAAGGAAGGAAUUGGGAGGAGAGGAAAGCGGAGGGGAGACACCCUUCUCGUUACCUUCACCCGCCGAAGUCGAAGCUUUCUUUUCACCGCCUGCCAAAUGGAGUUUUUGAGGAGACCGCUUGCCGAAGAAGAAGAACAAGUGGAUGAAAACACUGAACUAGCACCUUUUUUUUGAAGUCAGGAUUACCUGGCGUUAGAUGUUUGUAGGGUCCUUGAGCAUGCACAGAAGAACCCAUAUGACUCAUCUACAUCUACAACCUUUUCCUUCUGUAUAUUAUUAGCUAAACUUAUUUAACCUUGUUUUUGUCCUUUUACUCACAGAAAUUUACUUAAUGUUUGAUGUUUUACCAAUUUCCUGACCAGCUGUAUAGCAGUUAGCAAGCCAGGUUUAGUUUGGUUAAGUUUAUGGAUUAAACCAGUUCUGGUGCCAGUACUGUACUCUACAUAUCACUUCCAAUUAGGGCCUAGUAACCAUAGUAAUAUCUAGUAUUUCUUAACAGCAUAUACUGCAAUACAAGACGUACUGUAAGCUUCAAUGGAUAUCAAAUGUUUUUUAAUAGGAACUACCUGUGUUUUUACCUACACUUUAAAGGUUUUUAGAUAAUGUUUCUUUUAUUGGGAGGCACUAAUAAUGGCACUAACAAUGAGGAUGUGACUAAUCUUGUCAACCACUGAAGAUGAUGGAAGCAUGUGUGUGCUUGUGUAUGAAUAAGAGCUUUAUGUAUCUGAAUGAAGAUAUUGAUCAGUGUUAUUUUGAAGGCUAUAUACCAGAUUCUGUAGUUGUUUAAAUUGUACCCCCACCCCCCUUUAAUCUUGCACUAAUCUCCCAAAUGCAUGUGUUCAUAUUUCUAGAAAGAACUCAGUUUCUUAAGGAAAAUCUGUUAAGCUUUAUUACUAUUUAUAGCAAGAGAUAAGAUGGUGAAUAUAUGAAAUUUCAGAUUAAUUUGCAGUCUGAUGCAACAGUUAAGUAAGGCUGGUGUUUUUAUGUCCAAACAUGUAAAGCCAUGUUGCGUUUGGGGAUGCCCUCUCUCUCUCCCUAACUUCCUCUCUCCUGCCGCGGCAGUCUUUCUCAUUUCCAGUCUCGAAGGGGUUGCAUCAAAGGGCCAGGUUUUUCACCCAACCAGCACUCGGUCUUUCAUGCAAAACUUCCUCCCUGCGUAGCCCACCGGAGAACUUUUACACGAAGGAACCUGAGUGAAUUGAAAGCUUCGCUCAGCUUGCGAGCUUGUGUGCAGGUCUUGGUUAGAUGCAAAAACAGGCCGUUUCCCGUUUUCUGGAGCUGAGAAACCACUGCUGUUUGUUUGAAAAGACUAUCACUCCUUUCUAGUGUCUGGCACUGCAUAGCACUUUAUGCUGAGGGGUCUCCCAAACUGUUACAAAAAAAAAAAAAAAAAAAAAUAAGACUUACCAGGAAACUAGAGCAGAACCACUAUAACAUCAGACAUAUUAACCUCUCCACUAUGUUUUAAUCCACAAAUCUCCUUACUUUAUUAGAAAAUAGCAUUUACAAAGUCUUUAUAAGAGGAUUGAUGACACUUUUAAACAACUACACAAAGUGCUAAAACACUUUUUAUUUUCUAAACUUGAACCGUAAUUUUGCUUCUGAUCAUCUUCUCAUUCUGGCCUAUGCAUGUUUAUGUGUUAUUACCAGUGCUUUGGUUUGUUUUUUGGAUGCGUGUUGUUGCCAUGUACAGUUUACUGAGCUGUGUGGAGCACUUAACGUUGAAUGAAAUGUAGAUAGAAUCUGGUUCAGCGUCGAUGGGGUUGAGGGAGAUUGUACUGUGCUUGUAUUACGACUGCAACUGAGAAUGUCCUAUACUAUAGUUACACACAACAGUUGUGAUACACAGGCAUGCAUCAACACACACACACACACACACAUAUAUGUAUAUAUACACAUGCACAUACAUGCACACACAAACACAAACAGGAAUCGCCUGUUUUUCUUACCUUUUCCAGUAAAGACCUUGCAUUGAAUCAUCUUGUUUAUAGAACUGUAAAUAAAAUAUACUUACAUUGCCAA
Molecule: messenger RNA, 5496 nt
Organism: Lates calcarifer (barramundi perch)
Lineage: Eukaryota; Metazoa; Chordata; Actinopteri; Centropomidae
Gene: grin1a
Product: glutamate receptor, ionotropic, N-methyl D-aspartate 1a
Exons: 23
Coding region: 521-3415 (964 amino acids)
Biological process (GO): ionotropic glutamate receptor signaling pathway; regulation of membrane potential; monoatomic ion transport
Cellular component (GO): synapse; plasma membrane; neuron projection
Molecular function (GO): NMDA glutamate receptor activity
Source: RefSeq, a predicted model, not a curated record